AUGUCUGUGGAUCCAACCCCAUGGACCGCUGAAUGUGGUACCAAAAACGGCUGCAACAUGGUAAUCGCAAGAUUCGCUUCAGCACAGUGUGAGGGUCUGGCGGGCGACGAAGGAAAGAAGGCCUUGGUCAUGUUUGGCGAUCUCACCUUUACCAGGGAUGAUAGCCUUCCAAAAAGCAUCUCGGACUGCUGGGACAAGGGCGACAUGAUCCGUCCGUUCCAGUCCAAACUGCACAAGUCAACGCUAUUCUUGUGUAGGCCACCUUAUGACAUCAAGAACAUCAGUCUGGUGCGAAAUGGAACCAAGAUUAUUGAGACCGCCGACCUGGAGGAACCAGAAGCGCAAAGAACUUUGAGUACGAUCAAGCCUCUGGACCUCCUGUCGACUCUUCUGAAGAGCUUUGAGACAAACCAUCUCGAGUUGGCCUACAGAAUGCACGGACACGUGAUAGAGGUUGGGGGUAGUAACAUUAGCGUGGACAAGGUGAUGGGGACCCUCCUACUAUAUCGGCAUGGUCUCCAUCAGAGCCAAAAAGCUCUCGAGUUAUACGAUGGUCAUGUUAUUAAGCGAGCGGCAGCAGAGUUCUAUCGGCAAUUUGGCGCCAUGCUGGGCAAGUUAUUGCUUCUGGAGCCCGCCUCGAUAAGCUCUUUUUGGUCUCUCUCCAUCAAUGACGACCAUCUGGUUAUUCGGGCAUGGGCUGCACAUUGGAUGACUGGCUUGACUGCGACCUGCAUUGCGUUGUGCGCUGUGCUCAUUUUUCUUCUCCCUAAAGGAAGAAUACUGCCUUGCAACCCAACAAGUCUUGCCGGGAUGGCAGCACUCGUCUCUCACAGUCAGGACUUGGUUGAGAGACUGAAGUUCUCCGCGGCAGCAAGGGACAAAGCACUUGAGCGUCGUCUCCACGACACAUCGUUCAAGCCGGUGGUGAUUGACGGUGCUGGAUCAGGCUGUGAGAGGUUCGUCAUUCCGGUGGGGCAUCUUGGUGAUCCGGAUAAGAUAGGGGAGGUGGCAGAGGCGAUCAAGUAUCAGUAUGGGAUUAUCCAGGCGCAAUACUUGGCGGUGCAGCUUGUUCCGGCUGGUGAGACAAACGUGACGCUGUCGGGGGGUGGAUGGGGACGCAGUGGGUUGGGAUGGGGGGGAACGGGAGAGGGUGCUGGGGAAGGAUAUGAGGUUUUGGUUGGGGUGGGGGGGUGUGGUUGA
Molecule: messenger RNA, 1200 nt
Organism: Podospora anserina S mat+
Lineage: Eukaryota; Fungi; Ascomycota; Sordariomycetes; Sordariales; Podosporaceae
Exons: 1
Coding region: 1-1200 (399 amino acids)
Source: RefSeq, a predicted model, not a curated record